UGUGCCAUGAAGCCAGAACAGCCUAGAAGAGGUCAGGUUUAAUCGAGCUUCUUUGACAUGGGCACCGAAAAACACGUAGACGGCCUUGGCUACUGAACGGCACAAUCUGUUAUUAACUCGCUCAGGGGUUCUCAAUGAUUAUGAAAGAUUAGAUAUUAUUGAGCGAACCUCGGUGUAAGAGUAAAGUCGAGAGCACGCUGAACGUUGUACAGUUGCUUCGAUAACGUCAACUAGUUAGGAUACAAUGUUGAAACUAGCGGCGUUGAUUCUUCUCGUUACCAUUGGAAUAUCGUUCUAUUUGAAAAAUCAACCGGCUCCAACGGUGCCGAAAUUGCCUGAGCAAAACUGGGGUCCUAAAACUGCCGUGAAAGAUAAUGAAGGCAUCAGGCCAUUCAAAAUAAAUGUUUCGAAAAGUGUCAUUGAUGAACUAAACCAACGGUUAGACAGAACCAGGGAGCUGCAACCACCACUAGAGGGUGCUGGGUGGACCUAUGGCAUAUCUACCACCUUUUUAAAUAGUGUACUCAAACACUGGAGAACCAAAUAUGACUGGUCCAAGCGGCAGGAACUGCUGAACAAGUAUCCCCAAUUCAAGACUAAAAUUCAAGGAUUGGAUAUUCACUUUUACCAUGUGAAGCCAACUCUUCCCAAAGACAGAAAUGUCAGAGUUCUUCCAUUGCUGCUGGUUCAUGGUUGGCCAGGUUCCGUCGUCGAGUUCCAAAAGAUAUUUCCCCUGCUAACGACCCCUCGUCCUGAUCAGGAUUACGUUUUCGAAGUUAUCGCACCUUCUCUCCCAGGAUAUGGGUUUUCCGAUGCUGCCGUUCGUCCUGGUUUGGGUCCCGCACAGAUGGCUGUAAUUUUUAAAAAUCUCAUGUUGAGAUUAGGAUACGAUAAAUUUUACACCCAGGGUGGCGAUUGGGGCAGUGUCAUAACUGCAACCUUAUCUCAACAAUUUCCAAACAAGGUUUCCGGAGCACAUUUUAACAUGUGUUUUUCUAACACUGCUUCCGCUACGAUUUGGAGCAUUAUUGGUGCUUAUUUACCAUCCUUGGUAGCAACCAAAGAGGAAAUACCAAGAAUAUAUCCGUUGAGCCAUCACUGGCUUCGUCUAGUUGAAGAAACGGGAUACAUGCAUAUCCAAGCUACAAAACCUGACACUGUUGGUACUGCCGUAACGGAUUCACCCGCUGGCUUGGCUGCUUACAUCUUGGAAAAGUUUAGUACUUGGACCAAUCCGGAAUACAGAUUCCGUGACGAUGGUGGUCUUUUCGAAAAAUUCACUAUUGAUGAACUUUUGGACAAUCUAAUGGUAUACUGGGUAACUAAUUCCAUCACAACCAGUUUUCGACUUUAUGCAGAAACCUUUAACAAGAGCUACAAAGCCCUUGGAUUUGAUGAAUUACCCGUCCCGGUUUCUACAGGAUGUGCAAUAUUUCCUCACGAACUUGCAUUUCAACCAGAAUCGAUCAUUCGUUCUAAAUACCCUAAUACAAUUCAGUACAGCGUUCUUCCUCGAGGCGGUCACUUCGCCGCUUUUGAGGAACCUCAACUCCUCGCAGACGACGUCUGGAGUUUCGUAAAUCUUCGUGAGAAACAGUUAAAGGUUGAGAAAACAAAAGAGUCACAAUAAGUUUGUAAGCGUAUUCUAUUGUUCAAAAGAGUGCAAGGAGAAUGUAAGGAGCAACUUUAAUAAUAUAUUUUUCAUAUUAAUAUCACUCGUCA
Molecule: messenger RNA, 1722 nt
Organism: Cephus cinctus (wheat stem sawfly)
Lineage: Eukaryota; Metazoa; Arthropoda; Insecta; Hymenoptera; Cephidae
Product: juvenile hormone epoxide hydrolase 2
Exons: 8
Coding region: 245-1630 (461 amino acids)
Biological process (GO): epoxide metabolic process
Molecular function (GO): epoxide hydrolase activity
Source: RefSeq, a predicted model, not a curated record